Carassius gibelio (silver crucian carp) is the source of this 1473-nucleotide messenger RNA. Its product is annotated as heparan sulfate glucosamine 3-O-sulfotransferase 6-like. The transcript is spliced from 2 exons. The coding region runs from base 152 to 1249 and encodes 365 amino acids. Gene Ontology annotation, molecular function: [heparan sulfate]-glucosamine 3-sulfotransferase activity. The record is from RefSeq and is a predicted model, not a curated record. Lineage: Eukaryota; Metazoa; Chordata; Actinopteri; Cypriniformes; Cyprinidae.
UGUAAAUCUGACAAAAAAAUAAAUAAAUGUAUUAUAUUUAUUAUUAUGAUUAUUAUUUUAUUUAUUUAUUGCAACAAAAACCGUUAUUUUACAUUUAAUACGGCAUGGUUCCUCCGUUUAACGUUGUAUUCCUUUCGAAGCAUAGACACUCAUGGGAUGUUGGACAACGAGUUGCGACUUCGGACACCUGAAAACGCACUCCAAGGUGUCUGUGCUCUUUACCAUGAUCCUUAUAUUCACCUAUUUAUUCUAUUGUCUCACUGGAUACUGCGAUUCCAUGCCGAGUCCAUUGUAUGUCCAUCAGACUUUUAGAAGUAAACUUUUCCUAAAAGAAGGGAAGAAACUCGUGCACUGGAACGGCUCCAUCGCUCGCGAACUCCCCGAGCAGGAUGCGACAGAUGUGGAAGAUGAGAAGCGGCAGCGAGGUGUAGGUUAUGACACGUACAACAAUCUCUCCGUGUCAAACAACUUUGGGACCAAAGAGUUUCCUAAGGCGAUUAUUAUCGGCGUGAAAAAGGGAGGAACGCGCGCGCUUCUGGAGUUCCUGCGCGUUCAUCCUGACGUGAGAGCCGUGGGCGCGGAGCCGCACUUCUUUGACAGAUUCUAUGGGAAGGGUCUCCACUGGUACAGGAAUCUAAUGCCUCGUACUUUAGAUGGCCAGAUGACCAUGGAGAAAACACCCAGCUACUUCAUCACCCAUGAAGCGCCAUCCCGCGUCUUCUCCAUGAGCCGCGGCACUAAACUCAUCGUGGUGGUCCGUGACCCUGUGACCCGGGCCGUGUCGGACUAUGCUCAGACCCUGACUAAAAACCCCGGCCUGCCAUCUUUCCAGAAUCUGGUCUUCAAGAACUCCACCACAGGUCUGAUCGACACGUCCUGGAGCGCCGUGAGGAUCGGCAUCUACGCCAAACACCUGGAGAACUGGCUCAGGUAUUUCCCACUCGCGCAGUUUCUUUUUGUGAGUGGCGAGAAGCUGGUGACGGACCCCGCGGGAGAAAUGGGCCGGGUGCAGGAUUUUCUGGGUCUCAAACGGGUGGUGACCAAUAAGCACUUCUACUUUAACCAGACUAAAGGCUUCCCCUGCCUCAAAAAGCCAGAAGGGAGCAGCAGACCGCAAUGCCUGGGGAAAUCGAAAGGGCGACCGCAUCCACACAUAGCAGCAGAUGUGCUGCACAGACUCAGGGAUUUCUACAGGCCUUUCAACAUGAAGUUCUACCAGAUGACUGGUCAGGACUUUGGCUGGGACUAAACACUUGCAGGACCCUUUGUGAUAAUAUACAAAGCAAUUAAACUGUCUAUUUAUGACUGAUCAAUGUUGAUUUCCAGUAUCUUUAGCUGAGUACGCUCAGAAAUUGUUAAUUUCAAAGAAACUACAGGUGCAAACAAGGAGAUUGUUGGCCAAAUUAAAUCCAGACUGGAAAAGGUCUAACAAAAGUAUAUUUUAUUAUAUAAACUAUAUGAAAAAAAAAACAA